AAUGAGCUCCAUCAAUUUGUGAUCUUUUGUUGUCUAUAAAUAGGCUCCUCUUGCUUUGGUUAUUUCAACUUGAGUUAUAAGUUGUUGUUUGUGUUUUGUUUGUUCUUCUUUUAUUUGCAUCUUACUGUAAUAACAGUUCCAAUGUCUCAUACUGCUGGCAUUAACAGUCCAUUGAAAUCUCUUUGUGGUGGAAGGGAUACAUGGAGGAUUAAAGUAAGGGUUAUUCGUGUAUGGGAGAUGUCUCCAGUUUCUCAACCAUCAAAACCAUAUGCUAUGAGUUUGGUCUUGGUUGAUUCUGAUGGUAUGAGGAUUGAAGCGGUCAUACGUAAAGGCAUGAUCCAGAAAUUCAAGAGGCUGAUUGUUGAGGGCCAAGUUUACAAAAUAGUAUACUUCAAUGUUGUUGAAAAUGAUGGAGCUUAUCGUGCAUCCCCACAUGAGUUCAAGAUUGUGUUUAAUGGUAGGACAAAGGUGGAACGUGACCAAUCUGAUAUCAUACCAUUGAACUCUUUCUACUUCAAGAACUCUGAAGAAAUCUCUGCUACCCUUGGUGAAUCAGAUGUUUUGGUUGAUAUGAUUGGGUUGGUUACUGCUAUAUCUAUUGAAAAGCAAUAUGUGAAGGGUGGUAAUGUUAAUAAGAUUAUUGUGUUGGAGCUCACUGAUGAUAGGGGGAAAGUCCAUUGUUCAUUCUUUGGGCGAUAUGUGGAUAUUGUUAGGCAGUUUGCAGCUGUUGGAGGUCAUGGUAUGCCUGUAGCAAUUAUUCAGUUUGCUAAGGUGAAGACGUUUAAGGGAGAUGUUGUUCUACAAAAUGUUAUGAAUGCUACCAAACUUAUGUGGAAUCCUGAUGUGCCUGAGGCUAAUUCAUUUCGUGAUGGGUUGGCAUUGCAUGAUAUUGAUGUUGACCUUCCUAUUGGACAAAUUGAUGAUGGGUUUCGUCGGCUUCCAACUGAUCAAGACUCUGUUUCUCUCUUCCCUAGGAAGAGUAUUGGUGAACUGCACAGUACUGGAGAGGAAGGUAGGUUCACAGUGAUGGCAGAGAUUGUUGGCUUAACUGAUGGAGAGAAGUGGUGGUAUACUUCUUGCCAUUGCCAUAGGUCUGUUACAGCUGAGGAUGGACUAUAUUUUUGCUCUGCUUGCUGUGUCCAUGUAUUUGAAGUUACCCCAAGAUUCAGGGUGAAAUUUGAGGUUUCUGAUGGUGAAGACCUUGCUACAUUUGUGUUGUUUGAUGCUGAUUGUCAAAUCUGAUUAACAAGACUUGCAAAGAAUUAGUUGUUAGCUCCAAGGCCAGUAAAGCUAU
Lotus japonicus is the source of this 1294-nucleotide messenger RNA. RefSeq lists its product as uncharacterized. Gene Ontology annotation, molecular function: DNA binding. NCBI's taxonomy places the organism in Eukaryota, Viridiplantae, Streptophyta, Magnoliopsida, Fabales, Fabaceae. Gene Ontology annotation, cellular component: nucleus. Gene Ontology annotation, biological process: DNA recombination; DNA replication; DNA repair. The record is from RefSeq and is a predicted model, not a curated record. The transcript has 8 exons. Bases 142 to 1242 code for a protein of 366 amino acids.